Rana temporaria (common frog) is the source of this 3789-nucleotide messenger RNA. RefSeq names its product solute carrier family 23 member 2 (gene SLC23A2). The record is from RefSeq and is a predicted model, not a curated record. Gene Ontology annotation, biological process: transmembrane transport; L-ascorbic acid metabolic process. The coding region runs from base 446 to 2389 and encodes 647 amino acids. The transcript has 17 exons. Gene Ontology annotation, cellular component: membrane. NCBI's taxonomy places the organism in Eukaryota, Metazoa, Chordata, Amphibia, Anura, Ranidae. Gene Ontology annotation, molecular function: transmembrane transporter activity.
GGAAGUGAGAAGACGAGGGCAGUGAUGUCGCACGCCUGCCCUUCCUGCCAAUACUUGACGUCCCGCGGUGAUCCGUAGAAGUGGGGGCGGGGCCUUGUAGGAGCUGUCAGUACCGCUGCACGGAAUGUAGAGAGUGAUAGUUGAGGAUCCGCCCCUCUCAGACAAAGCCCCGGACAACGGGCAGUCGUUCCGCCAUUGGAUGCCGGUGAUGGCAGGAAUUUCUUUUGAGAGGAGCGAAUGAUGUCCAGCUAGCAUUAUGCAAAUAGUGACCCAGAGAAAGGUACUCUUGAAGGCUGUCCAUACAAAACUUGUCCGUCUGGAUGUUCAGGGUGGCAGACCGAUCCCUUUGACCCCUGAAGCUUCAUCUCCCUAACCCAGGUGCAGUGUUCAUCCCUUCAGCCGGGCUCAGCUGAGGCUAUAGAUAGAAGUGGACAGUGUUCCAGCAAUGGGCAUUGGUCGGAACCCCUCAUCUAAGGCAAUGGAAUCCACAAACUCAACCGACGGGAAGUAUGAGGAGGAGACGAAGCAUACAACCUUUUUCACCAUGCCAGUGGUUAUAAAUGGAGGUGCCGCGUCCACUGUUGAUCAGGAUACGGAAGACACAGAAUUAAUGGCUAUUUAUACGACCGAAAGUGGUAUUGCAGAGAAGAGCUCGCUGGCAGAGACACUGGACAGCACAAGCAGCUUCGACCGGCAGCGGAUGGACAUGAUAUAUACUGUGGAGGAUGUACCCCCUUGGUAUCUCUGCAUCUUCCUGGGCUUGCAGCACUACCUGACAUGCUUCAGUGGGACAGUGGCUGUGCCGUUCCUCCUCGCAGAAGCCAUGUGCGUUGGCUUUGACCAAUGGGCAACCAGUCAACUCAUUGGGACCAUUUUCUUCUGUGUAGGAAUCACUACCUUACUUCAGACAACUUUUGGGUGCCGGUUACCCUUGUUCCAGGCAAGUGCUUUUGCUUUCCUUGCUCCAGCUCGUGCCAUCCUAUCCCUUGAGAAGUGGAAAUGUAAUGCUACAGAUAUAUCUAUUUCUAACGGAACAGAGCUGCUUCACACAGAACACAUAUGGUACCCGAGGAUACGAGAGAUCCAAGGAGCCAUCAUCAUGUCCUCACUUAUAGAAGUGGUCAUUGGAUUUCUGGGCCUACCUGGAGCGCUGCUGAGAUAUAUUGGACCACUGACGAUCACCCCCACGGUGUCUCUUAUCGGUCUGUCUGGUUUUCAGGCUGCUGGGGAAAGAGCGGGCAAACACUGGGGUAUCGCUAUGCUCACCAUUUUUCUGGUCCUGCUUUUCUCCCAGUAUGCCAGGAAUGUCAAACUACCACUUCCCGUCUACAAGUCCAAGAAAGGAUGGACAGCAUACAAGUUUCAGCUCUUUAAAAUGUUCCCGAUUAUUAUGGCAAUCCUUGUGUCCUGGUUGCUGUGCUUUAUCUUUACCGUGACGGAUGUUUUUCCACCAGAUAAUACCAAAUAUGGGUUUUAUGCCCGUACUGAUGCCAGGCAAGGAGUUCUGACUGUAGCUCCUUGGUUUAAAGUUCCCUACCCAUUUCAGUGGGGUCUGCCCACUGUGUCUGCUGCUGGGGUCAUCGGAAUGCUAAGUGCUGUAGUUGCGAGCAUCAUUGAGUCUAUUGGAGAUUACUAUGCUUGUGCCCGCCUUUCGUGUGCCCCACCUCCUCCUAUUCAUGCCAUUAAUAGGGGGAUAUUCAUUGAAGGCCUCUCUUGUGUCCUGGAUGGGGUGUUUGGCACUGGCAAUGGAUCCACAUCAUCUAGCCCUAAUAUAGGCGUUUUGGGGAUAACCAAGGUUGCCAGUCGCAGGGUCAUCCAGUAUGGUGCCGCCUUCAUGCUGCUGUUGGGCAUGAUUGGGAAGUUCAGUGCCCUGUUUGCCUCUCUGCCGGAUCCUGUCCUUGGAGCUCUGUUUUGUACCUUGUUUGGUAUGAUCACUGCAGUGGGCCUUUCCAAUCUUCAGUUUGUGGAUCUGAACUCUUCCCGGAAUCUCUUUGUCCUCGGUUUUUCAAUAUUUUUUGGGUUGAUGCUACCAAGUUAUUUGAAGCAGAACCCAUUGGUCACAGGCAUUGCAGAGAUUGAUCAAGUAUUAAAUGUCCUGCUUACAACAGCCAUGUUUGUUGGAGGUUGCACAGCUUUCAUUUUAGACAACACUAUUCCUGGUACACCAGAAGAAAGGGGUAUCAAGAAGUGGAAGCGUGGGUUGGGUAAAGGAGGAGCUGCUGAAGGAAUGGAGUCAUAUGAUUUUCCUAUUGGUAUGAACUUUCUGCGCAAAUACAAGUGUUUCAGUUACCUUCCUAUUAGUCCCACAUUUGCGGGAUAUCAUUGGAAGGCGCUACGGAAGAAAAGCAAAUGUCGGCAAGGAGAGGAGGAUUCUGAGCCUACAGUAUAGCACCAGCCUUGCUAUUGAAACUCCCGUCUUGUAAUACGUCUUUGAUAACUCUUGCCAGGUUUUCUCAGCCUCGAAUCAGACGUUUUGUUAAGUAUUUUCUGUAGAUUUACAUAGAAUGUUUCCAGGGCUGAGACACAGGAUGUACUGUGGGUUUAUUCACUCACCCUUGUCACUUCCUUGUUAAUAUUGUGCCUCUAAUGCAGUGUUGCCCCUUCCCCACCUUCCUUUUACUACUGCUACUCCUACAAGCAAUAUGUGUCCUGCCUGAUUCCCAUUAUCCGCUCUGUCACAACCUCUUGCUCUUGGAAACUGCAUGGCUGGCUCUUCCCAAACAGUAGCAAUGGACUCAGCACUGACUGAUUAAACGGGUACAGUGCCUACUAGCAGGCACAUUCUGGUUGUCACCCUCUGUCUCAGCUCUGCAGUACGUGAUUCUUUUGGCCCUUGGUUUCCACCAAUCCUCUUGAGAGUUCAAGUGUACAGUGUUGUCUUUGUAGCCCAUCGGCUUUUCUCCUGUUCUUUCCAUCCUUUAGUUGCACAAGGAGAUUGAAAGCUGGAGGAGAGGGGGACUGGUUUGUUUUCCUUCUAAGUGUGGAGGCCAGUAUAUCCACUAGGUGGUGCUCACUUCUGACCAUCAGCCAUAACGAUGGAGAUGAAUGCUGAAGUACAUGUACAUUUAUUUAUGUUGUUGUUUGCACAGCCAUUAUCCCUAACAUAAGAUUUUUAAUGGUUUACCGAUGCAACAGAUUCUUUACAUGUAAUAUUUAUUUUUUGUUUUCAUUGGUAUUUAUUGGAUGUCCCUUUUGCCUUAAUGAUGUUUUACUGAUGCAUGGCAUGGAUCAUCAGCUUAGAAGACCAAUUUCUAUUCUCUUUUUUUUCUAGGCACACUUACAAUCUAUAGAUAUUAUAUUUAACACACAUCUCUGGCAACUAAGAGGCCUCAGGUCAAACUGUACAAUAGUCACAAGAAAAAAAAUAUUUGUGUCCUGUACAGACUGAAGGUAGAAUGUGCAAGGUACUAGUGGUCUACUCUCUGUGGAGGCAGCCAUUUUGUUUCAUAAACCAGUACUCAACCCAGUACUUCACUAGAAGCCAGUGUCAAUAACAACAUAGAACCUGGGCUCCGUCAAGUAAAUUGAGCUAGCACCACUAUUUAUGUCCAUGGAUGCCAAAUUAUAUCAGUCCUUUUAUAAAUUUCCUUACCUUGCUUCCAGUCCUCUAACUGUCAAAUGCACAUAUAAGAGUUUAAAGUGGUUCUAAAGCUUAGACAUAUUUUUCCCUUAAAGCCAAGCUCCACCCAAAAGGGGAAGUUCCACUUUAAGUACUUCCCACCCCAUCCCCUGCCACUUUUGGCAUUUUAUUUUUUUGGGGGGGGGGGGGGCGGAUGCCUAGUUUUGACA